AGGCCCUCACAAUUGAUUCCACAAUCUUUCUUGAAGCACUGCAUUUGUCUGUGUUUACUGUAAGAGAUUGUUGAAAGGCGCUCUGAGUGCAACCUCAGCUGCGCAAGGAGUUUCUUUUUUCGGAAUUCUUAUUUCCUUCUACACCCAAAUUAGUCGUAACCGCGUUGGGUUACCGUUAACUGUCUAAUAUUUGCACUUCGUCACGCACACUUCUUCCUUUUCUGGUGUUCCCAUCACGGUGGUGCAAACCCGCCUUUUCUCUGUUGACUGUUGGAAAUAUGUCGCGUGAUUUGGAGCGCGCAGGGGCGAUCUUGGCUGCGGAUCGUGAAAAGCUGAGCCUUCUUCACCGUCCUCUCCACACCGCAGCCCUCUUCCUGUCCUACAGCGCACAUCGCACUGCGUACUACACUGAAGCCGCCCUCAGCAAGCCGUUGGUCAACACGGUUCUGCUGCCCCUCGUGGUGGCGCUCUGUUUCAUCUCGUACAACGUAAUUCCAGCUCCGGCUUCCAGCAUCUUCGCCGCGUUGGACGCGGAUGGCGACGGAUAUGCGACGACCAGCGAGGUGGAGUCGUACUACACGACGGUGCUGAAGCAGCCGGCUGAGACGGGCACCGCUGCUGCCCGAUCCUUUGGUGCCCCUUCCGUGGAGUUCGAUGCGUUCGCGGAGUGGUGGCAGUCGACUACGCCGGAGGUGCAGCGGUACCGGGCGGUCUUCGCACACGGCUGGUGGCGCGAGGUGGAGUACUGGCUGGCCGACGCGCUGUACUGGGUGGUGCUUGGCGUGCUCUCAUCCAUCGGUCUCGGCACCGGCAUGCACUCGGGACUUCUCUUUUUGUUUCCCCACAUCUACCUCACCUGUGCGGCGGUGUCAAGAUGCGGCAACACGAAUUUCUGGAGCUACCCGUCGAACUUGUUCUACGGCCCGCGCGACCGUCUCUUUGUGUGCCUCGCCCCACAAAGUCAGCCGGAGGCGGCGGCGCUGCAGGUGUCCCUUCUUCAGUACCUCCUCAAGGUCGUCCCGGCGUGUGUGCUGUGGGGGGCCGGGACGGCAAUAGGAGAGGUGCCCCCCUACGCGCUGAGCUACGCCGCGGCACUGCAGGGGCGGCACCGGGACGACCUCCAGGAGACGCCGGCCUACGAUGUCAUGACGCUCAUGAAGAACUGGACGCUGCGGAAGAUUCGCCGCUACGGCUUCUGGGCUAUCCUGCUGCUGGCUGCGUGGCCCAACAUGGCCUUCGACCUCUGCGGCAUGGCGUGCGGUCAGUUUCUCAUGCCCUUCUGGACCUUCUUCUCCGCCACGUUUAUCGGCAAGGCCCUCAUCAAGGUGAACAUGCAAGCCAUCUUCUUUAUUGUGCUCUUUUCGGGUGACAACAUCGAGCGCCUUAUGCGCAAGAUUGGCCACGCCGCUGCCGGCGUCUUGCCCGCCUCUCUGCGUGUGGGCGCCGUGGUGGAGCAGGCAGUCGGGGCGGUGGUGCAGGCGCGCAACAGCAUCGCCAACCGCGCCAAGGGCGACGACGGCUCCGUCCUUGAGUCCGCGGCAGAGUCCACGGACUCGCUGGUCGUGUGGGUGCUGCACUGGGUCGUGGUGGCUGCCGUGGCGUGGUUCGCCAAGUCUAUCGUCGAGUCCUUCGCCUACUCCGAACAGGAGCGCCGGGACGAGGGGACGCUCUCUGAGAUGGCGAUGGCGCUGCGUCGCCGUCACGAGAGUUCGCUGCCCAUCUCUUCCGUGGAGCUCCGCGCGAUGCUGUUGUCGGCGGAGGCGGAUGCCCAGGACGGCGAAAGCAGCGUCAUCGAGUCUGUGAUGUGCUUCACGCGACUUGCCCUGCUGGCUGCUGUGGGAUUGAUUACGUGGGGCGUCUACCACCGCCACGGCUCUUCUAUCUCGCUCGGACUUACCUUGCUGCUGCACCGCUACCUCGACCGGCAGCUGACGGCCAACGCGGCGUCGCAGCGCAAACUGCGCAUGACGUUGCGUGUUGCGCUCGGCGUUGCCGUGCUGUGCAUCUACGCCUAA
Molecule: messenger RNA, 2015 nt
Organism: Leptomonas pyrrhocoris
Lineage: Eukaryota; Euglenozoa; Kinetoplastea; Trypanosomatida; Trypanosomatidae
Exons: 1
Coding region: 279-2015 (578 amino acids)
Source: RefSeq, a predicted model, not a curated record